AUGUCUACCUUCCUAUUGCCCGUUCGUGUUUGUGAGACUAUUGAGAAGCUUUUUAAUCGCUAUUGGUGGGGAGGAGGUGGCGCAGGAACUAGGGGGAUACACUGGAUGAGCUGGAAUCAGUUAUGUGAACCAAAGUCUAAGGGCGGUUUGGGAUUCCGAAAACUACAUGUGUUCAACGUGGCUCUCCUUGCAAAACAAGGGUGGCGGCUUUUGAUCCAUCCAGAAUCGUUGGUCAAUAAAAUGUUGAAGGACAAGUAUUACCCUAGCUGUGACUUCAUGGAGGCAUCGGCAGGGAGUAAUCCUAGCUACAUUUGGCGUAGCAAUUUUAGCGGGGCAACAAGUGCUAAAACUGGGAAUGACCCGUAG
Ipomoea nil (Japanese morning glory) is the source of this 366-nucleotide messenger RNA. RefSeq lists its product as uncharacterized. NCBI's taxonomy places the organism in Eukaryota, Viridiplantae, Streptophyta, Magnoliopsida, Solanales, Convolvulaceae. The transcript has a single exon. The record is from RefSeq and is a predicted model, not a curated record. Bases 1 to 366 code for a protein of 121 amino acids.